UUUCCGUGUUAUUUCUAAAUUUUUGCGUUAAGUUCUUUGAAUUUAUUAAAUUGUAACUAUAUUAUCAUGUCUUUAUAUCAAAUGUAUACAUUAUUAUGUAAUGGGAAGAAAAAAUGAAAUAUAAAUCAUGUUAGGUGAUAUUCAACUGACGAAGCGUUUAAUUGUUAUUGCAUUGGUUCUUGGGGUUAUUUUAAUUUUAAAGGAGUACGUAUUCGACUUUUCAAUAUGAGCCAGUCGCGGGUGGCAUAUUUUUACAAUGCGGACGUAGGAAAUUUCCACUACGGCCCUGGUCAUCCUAUGAAGCCUCAUAGGCUCGCUGUGACGCAUAGUCUUGUGUUACACUAUGGUCUUCAUAAGAAAAUGCAAAUAUACAAACCUUACCAGGCCAAUGCACAUGAUAUGUGCCGGUUUCACAGUGAAGAUUAUAUAGAAUUCUUGCAGAAUGUCACUCCACAGAAUAUUCAAACAUAUUCAAAAGAUUUACUACACUACAAUGUAGGUGAUGAUUGUCCAGUAUUUGAAGGUCUGUUUGAUUUCUGCUCUAUGUACACGGGUGCAUCACUAGAAGGUGCUAUGAAGUUAAACAAUAAUGUUUGUGAUAUUGCCAUCAAUUGGUCCGGUGGAUUACAUCAUGCAAAGAAAUUUGAACCUUCUGGUUUUUGUUAUGUUAAUGACAUAGUAAUAGCAAUAUUGGAAUUAUUAAAGCACCAUCCUCGUGUAUUAUACAUUGAUAUUGAUGUCCACCAUGGGGACGGAGUGCAAGAAGCGUUCUAUUUAACUGAUAGGGUAAUGACAGUUAGCUUCCAUAAGUAUGGAAACUAUUUCUUCCCGGGGACUGGAGAUAUGUAUGAAAUUGGAGCUGAAAGUGGAAGAUAUUUCUCUGUUAAUGUACCAUUGAAGGAAGGCAUAGAUGAUCAGAGUUAUGUACAAGUAUUCAAACCUGUGAUAUCAAAUGUGAUGGAGUUUUACCGUCCUACUGCUAUAGUAUUACAAUGUGGGGCUGAUUCACUAGCUGGGGAUCGUCUCGGUUGUUUCUCAUUGUCUACACGAGGUCACGGUGAAUGUGUCAAGUUUGUGAAGAAUUUAAAUGUACCUACGUUAGUUGUAGGUGGUGGAGGCUAUACAUUGAGAAAUGUUGCAAGAUGUUGGACAUAUGAAACCUCAUUGUUAGUUGAUGAGAAUAUUUCAAAUGAACUACCAUAUACAGAGUAUUUGGAGUUCUUUGCGCCUGAUUUUCAGUUGCAUCCUGAAAUUACCAGGCCCGAUAACACAACAAAUGCAAACAGCAAACAAUACUUGGAGGCCAUCACUAAGUAUGUGUAUGAUAACCUCAAAAUGUGUCAGCAUUCACCUGCUGUACAGAUGUCACAUAUACCAGGUGAUUUCUUCCCAGAAGAUUAUAAAAUCAAAGAAGAACCAGAUCCAGAUGUGAAGAUGACUCAAGAGGAAAUAGAUAAAUUUGUGGAGCCCAAGAAUGAGUUCUAUGAAGAUGAUAAAGAUAACGAGAAGGAAACGGUGAUAGAGAAGAAGGAACCAUAGCAUACGGCCGAUUUGACUGAUCCUUUAGUCAUUUGACACGUGAAGGGAUAUAAGAGAUAUAGAAACUUGUUUAUGUAACCUCUUUAGUGCGGUGAUAGUUUAAAGACAAGUGCAAUUGUGGAUAGUUCAAAGUGAAGUGUAGUGAAAACGUUAUCUGGGUUAGUGAGAAGAGCUACUAUUGUGGUAAGUAUUUAAAAUAUAUUUAAUACCUGUUUACGCAUACAAAAUGAACCCAUGAAAAGACAAUUAAAGUUGGACGAGUUGUGGUACUUUUUGGUUUC
This is a messenger RNA of Papilio machaon (common yellow swallowtail), 1820 nucleotides long. It is a transcript of the gene HDAC3, whose product is annotated as histone deacetylase 3. Gene Ontology annotation, molecular function: histone deacetylase activity. The record is from RefSeq and is a predicted model, not a curated record. Bases 226 to 1539 code for a protein of 437 amino acids. The transcript is spliced from 7 exons. NCBI's taxonomy places the organism in Eukaryota, Metazoa, Arthropoda, Insecta, Lepidoptera, Papilionidae.